GCGCGGUGCGCGUGUUGUUUACUUUUAUUUACUUGAAUUUCUGUUUUUAUUAGAAGACUAGAAGUUCUUAUAUUAAAAUAGAUUGUAUUUCAAUGAAAAACCCGUCACAAGAUGGAAUUAGAACAUGUCCUAGGCAUCCAGGUUUUAUUUCUAGGCGGCAUUACUGUCGGAUAUCAUUCUUUAAACAUGGACUUCCCAACAAUUCAGAAAUAUGUGAUAUUAUUAGCCCGCUUCACCGCCUGCCUACUAUCCAGUCAAUUCCUGGAGCUUGCUAUUCAGACGAUCUACACUGCCUUCCAAACCAGGCGCCUCCCCGAGCUCCGCUUCAGAGACAAGUACAGGAACACUGUCUAUGCCUUCGGGGUUUCUACGGCGGUGCUAGCGGUGAAUCGUCAGUUGGUUCUAGACUUGGAUGUGGUUUUGAUGCUAAUAGGUUGCUCGGUUGCAAGAUAUAUUGAAGCGAAACGUCGUUCAGCAACGAUAACUUACGGAGAAGGGAUGGCGUGCAGUUUCUCAGAGGGCUACCUGUACCAAGUGAUCCCCAGCGAUGGAGCCAGAUUCUACGGUCUAGAAGAACAAAUCCGCGAAGCCGAAGCCGACCACGGAGUCUUCUUCCCAGUCCGGAGACUCUUCAUAGUGGUGACCAGGUCUCUCUUCUGUCCGCCCAACCUGGAGCAUUUUAACAAGCGGGACCCGUUGCAGCCCAGCUUAGAAGCCUGCAGGAGUCUGUCUGACGUGCAAAAAGAUGUUGCCGGAGUGCGGGACCGCAUAUACAGAAAUACUACAUACAAGAUUCGCCGCCACCCCGACGACCCUAGGCCCGUGCACGUGGUAGCAGAAUGCGCUACACCUCUCCACACGCUUUGGAAGGUACUUCAACGGCGCCUCGUCUACCAACGUCUAGCGGCAGCGGACGGGGAUGAGAUAACGGCGGAGUUCUGCGCCACACUACCGGCCAUCGUUGCCAACAGCCCCGAGCUACGCGGCAAGGUCGACCUCGUCUACUAUGACGACCCAGAGGAAAAUUUGGCUGAAGUUCUGCUGGCGAAGAUUCGAGAAAUUGAACCGGAAUACGAAAAUAUUAACAGGAACAAAUAGCAACUCUGCGUUUAAGAGUAAAAG
Messenger RNA from Cydia amplana, 1122 nucleotides. RefSeq names its product stimulator of interferon genes protein-like. Gene Ontology annotation, cellular component: autophagosome; endoplasmic reticulum membrane. Gene Ontology annotation, biological process: innate immune response; reticulophagy; positive regulation of type I interferon production. The record is from RefSeq and is a predicted model, not a curated record. Gene Ontology annotation, molecular function: 2',3'-cyclic GMP-AMP binding; cyclic-di-GMP binding. The coding region runs from base 112 to 1098 and encodes 328 amino acids. The transcript has 9 exons. NCBI's taxonomy places the organism in Eukaryota, Metazoa, Arthropoda, Insecta, Lepidoptera, Tortricidae.